Psylliodes chrysocephalus is the source of this 1955-nucleotide messenger RNA. The record is from the annotation of a GenBank genome assembly. NCBI's taxonomy places the organism in Eukaryota, Metazoa, Arthropoda, Insecta, Coleoptera, Chrysomelidae.
CAUCUGAACGCGCUCCUUGAGUUUGACGUGACAGCUUGACAUUUGACUGUUUUUCUUCUUCCUCUUUUUUUGUUCAUUUCGAUGUUGACGAAUUGACAUUGAUAGAUUUUGAGAAAAAUGAAAAAUGGUAUAUUGGAAAUGUCGAUAUUCAAAUAAACAGCCGGUAAUGGCUGAAAUACUUACGUAAAUUUAUAAAUAUUCUAUCAAAAGACUAAUUUUUCAUUUUAUUUAUAUAUAUUAUUUUCAUUUUAUCUCUAGUCGCCCCGAUAAUUCCAGAUUUCGGUUUCAAGACACGUAGUCAACAUAUUUUCGAGUGUGUGAUAAUUAUGGUGAUUUUUCUUUCGACUAUUUAGUUUAGGUAAUACAUAUUUACUUUACAAAUAUGUUGCCUCUUUCACACAAAGACAAUUAUCAGUCAUAUUCGAGAGGAUUUGGAUCGAGAUUAAAAGAAAAAAUUAAUGGUUGGAUUCGACUAAUUUUUUCAGACAGAAAUUCAAGGAACUUAUUUUUAUUUUUAAUUCUUAACUUAUCAUUCGCCUUUGUAGAAUUAUUCUAUGGAGUUUGGAGUAAUAGUUUAGGUUUAAUAUCAGAUUCCUUCCAUAUGUUUUUUGAUUGUACUGGCCUUCUAGCUGGAUUAGUAGCAUCUGUAAUUACGAAAUGGAAAGCCAAUGACAAAUAUUCUUAUGGCUAUGUAAGAGCAGAAAUAUUGGCUGGGUUUGUCAAUGGAUUGUUUUUGCUAUUCAUUUCAUUCUUUUUGAUGUCUGAAGCUGUGGAAAGGGCUAUUGAACCUCCUGAGGUUAAACAUGAAAGACUGUUUAUAGUCUCAGUCUUGGGAUUAUUAGUAAAUUUAGUAGGUAUUUAUGCCUUCCAGCAUGGCCAUGGUCACUCACAUGGAGGAGGAUCCCAUGGUCAUUCUCAUGGAGGAACGAAUCAAGGACAUUCCCACUCAAAUAAUCAUCACCACUCCCAUGAUAUAGAAUUCGAUCAUGGGAAUUCACAGAUAAUGAAAGGAGUAUUCCUCCAUAUUUUAGCAGAUACCUUAGGAAGUGUAGGAGUGAUAAUCUCAGCAGUACUGAUGAAUAUGUUUGGAUGGAUGAUCGCAGAUCCAAUUUGUUCCAUGUUUAUUGCUUUAUUGAUAGCUCUGAGCGUGCUAGCUCUAAUAAAAGAUUCUGUUAUGAUUUUAAUGCAGAGGCAGCCUGUAGCUCUGGAUAAUGUUUUGCCUCAAUGUUACCAGAAAGUUGUGAGUUUAGCUGGAGUGUACUCAGUACAGGAGCCUCAUUUUUGGACUUUGUGCAGUGAAUUUUAUACUGGUGCUAUAAAAUUAGAAGUAUCGAAAACUGUGGAUCCUAAGUAUGUCGUGUCUCAUACACAAAUGAUUUUUGCCUCUGUAGGUGUCAGGCAGUUAUAUGUUCAGUUAGACUAUACACCAAUGUGAUAUAACUUCAUUGUUCUAUUAAAUAGAAGAAACUAGAAGUAAUUAAAUUGAUUGAAAGAACAUGAAUUUUAUAAUUUUUUUAUAAUAAUUUUGUUUUUGAAAUAUAUUUUAACCAUAGGAAGGGUAUAUAUUUAUUAUUAAGUUACAAAUGUAUUUCAUAUUGCUUUUUGGGUAUAAAUAUCAAUUUGAAAUAUCUUUGAUUUUAUUUAGAACUUUAUACAGGAUGAAUUUUAAGUUAAUACAUUUUUUUAACUGUGUAUAGAAGUCAUUAAAAUAAACAAAUGAUUUUCCUGUAGUUAUGUACACUUUUCUUUGACUUACAUUUAUUAAUUUAUCUUCCUAAUUUUUAAGUUUUUUUUUUAAAUGUAUUUUAAUGGCUUCUAUUCUAUAUACAGUUAAAAAAGUAUCAUAUUAGGAUUCACCCUGUACAGUGCAUACCUACAUAAAGGAUGGAACCCAGAACUUUUUUUUUGAUUCUGUAUGAUGUAAAUCUAAUUAAUAAAUUCAUUAUUUAAACAUA